Molecule: messenger RNA, 1014 nt
Organism: Nymphaea colorata (pocket water lily)
Lineage: Eukaryota; Viridiplantae; Streptophyta; Magnoliopsida; Nymphaeales; Nymphaeaceae
Product: signal peptidase complex subunit 3B-like
Exons: 7
Coding region: 301-804 (167 amino acids)
Biological process (GO): protein targeting to ER
Cellular component (GO): membrane; signal peptidase complex
Source: RefSeq, a predicted model, not a curated record
CUCUCUUUCCCCAUCUUCUUCUUCGUUUUUCUCUUCCUUUUCCAUAUCCGUCGCUUGUGCCAGUGUUCUUCUUGUUCUUCUUCCUUUGAUUUGGGCGCUUGAUUUUCCCUUUUUCUUUGAGAAUUUGGGGGCUCGGUUUGGGCAUUUUGAGUUUGGGGGAUUGAGUGCGGAUUGGGGUUGUUGGUCAACUGCCCCUCUGCCAAAAAUUUCUAUCUCUGCCGCUCUCUCAGGCCCACACUUGUCCAACAAAGGGGGGAGAAGCAGGACCCUUCGCAGGAGAGAGAAGGGAGGUAGAGGAAGAUGCAUUCAUUCACCUAUAGAGCAAAUGCUCUCCUAACAUUCUCGGUGACAAUUUUGGCGGUGCUGUGUGGGCUGGCUUCCCUCUCUGACAAUUUCAACGUCCCAUCUCCCACUGCUGAGAUUCAGGUGUUGAAUUUCAAUCGGUUCCAGAGGCAGCCAAAUGGAAAUGAUGAGGUCAGUUUGACUUUGAGCAUAUCAGCGGACCUACAGUCCCUGUUCACCUGGAACACAAAGCAGGUUUUUGCGUUUGUGGCUGCUGAGUAUGGAACACCACAGAAUUCAUUGAAUCAGGUGUCUUUGUGGGAUGCAAUUAUUCCUUCGAAGGAGCAUGCAAAAUUUUCAGUUCAAGUGCCAAACAAGUAUCGCUUUGUUGAUCAGGGGAGCAAUCUCAGAGGUAAAGAAUUCAAUUUGACACUCCAUUGGCAUAUCAUGCCCAAGACAGGAAGAAUGUUUGCUGAUAAGAUUGUCAUGACUGGAUUCCGUUUGCCAGAGAGCUACAGAUGACGUAAUGUCACUGGUUCUUCGAUAUUUCUAUCUUUUCUCAAUCCUUCAUGAUCCAAAGAUUUUUCUUAUGGAAUGUGCGAGAUAUGUAGUUUGUAGCAUAAAAUUUUGGAAUGUUGAAGCUAAGUAUGAUCUCUUGCUUAUGUUCAUGAAAAGCAGGCUUGUCAAACUAGUGGAAGAUAGAAAUAUGAAGGUUGUAAGAACUUCACAUUA